Messenger RNA from Podarcis muralis (Common wall lizard), 4443 nucleotides. It is a transcript of the gene DCLK2, whose product is annotated as doublecortin like kinase 2. Lineage: Eukaryota; Metazoa; Chordata; Lepidosauria; Squamata; Lacertidae. Gene Ontology annotation, biological process: intracellular signal transduction; protein phosphorylation. Gene Ontology annotation, molecular function: ATP binding; protein kinase activity. The record is from RefSeq and is a predicted model, not a curated record.
UAGUGCACAUUGGCCGGGUUGCAGCCGCCGCCUGCUCCUCCUGUUGGAUUCUCUGCGCUUGGCUUCCGAAGAGGUUGCCGGCACAGGAAAGGAAGGGGGCGAGCAGGGGAAGCCUGUUUCCUUUUGCUUUCCUUUAUUUAUUUUUCUCCAGCACGGCGGCACCGCCGCACCCCUCUUAAGAGCCUUACGCUACAGUGCGGCGCUGCUUUAUCGCCCGGGAGAUCAGCCCGGCUACGGCUGCCGGCGGGGUUGUGCAUGCGCCUUCGCGGGCGCGCGGAUGCAUUUGGAGCAGCAGCAGCAGCGGCGGCGGCGGCAGGAGGGAUUUGGAUAGCUUAGGCGCCCUGCAGAAAGGCGUCCUCUUUGUGGGUGGGUUCUCCCCCCUCCCUUAGCGCAUCGUAUUUAGUUGGGGAUUCUGGAGAGGGGGGCGGGGGCGCGCCGGCCCCGAGCGGAACAGACGCGCCGUCGUGCCCACCUCCCUCUCCUCAGUAGCUCCGAGCCGAGUGACUGAGGGGCGGGGAACGCGGCCAGCGGCGUCCUCUCUCUCUCUCCGCCUCCCAGCACCACUUUUCCCGAGGCGGGCGCGCGCCUAAGGCUGAAUGGAAGCAGCCUGGAGGCUUGGCGGCCUCUCAGCGGCUCAUGACGGGCGUCCCCGAGGCGGGAGGUGCUGAGCAGGGGCUCUGUGAGAGGGAUGCGUGGUGGUGCCUGCGCGCGCGUGACUUAAGAGGGCGACCUGCUGCCUCUCCUCUCUCUCCCCCGCCCCUCAUGGGCACGGAGUCCCCGGCACAGCUUGGCGCUACUACUACAGCUACAGCUGCUGCUCCUGCUUGGAUGAAGGCGGCGGCUUCUUCCUAACGCCCAGCCUCUGAGGGACCGCAGUCUCCCGCCCUCUUUUUUUUUUUUUUUUUUUUUGGCGGGAUGCUGAGGUAAAGGAUCCCCUCGCGCGCGGGCGGGCAUCUCUUUGGUCAGGGCGCGUGAGGAGGCUUAAGGUGGGGAGUGGAGGGGGUGUCGCUUGCGAGGGGAGGGUUGAUAUUGGUAUUGGGCUGCGGUGUGGGCGACACGGCUCUCCAAUGGCCAGCCCGCGGAGGAACCUUGAGUUGGAGCAUUUCGAGGAGAGGGACAAAAGGCAUCCGCGCUCGAGCUCCCGCCGCGGCGGAGGGGGCAGCUCCACUUGCAGCAGCAGCUCGGGCCCCAAAGGGAACGGGCUCAUCCCCAGCCCCGCGCACAGCGCCCACUGCAGCUUCUACCGCACGCGCACCUUGCAGGCCCUCAGCUCGGAGAAGAAGGCGAAGAAGGCGCGCUUCUACCGCAAUGGGGACAAGUACUUCAAGGGCUUGGUCUACCCCAUCUCCAGCGACCGCUUCCGCUCCUUCGACGCCCUCCUGGCCGAGCUCACCAGGUCUCUGUCGGACAAUGUCAACCUUCCCCAGGGCGUCCGCACCAUCUACACCAUCGACGGCAGCCGGAAACUCUCCAACCUCGACGAGCUGGUGGACGGUGAAAGCUAUGUCUGUGCAUCCAAUGAGCCAUUUCGGAAAGUUGAUUACACUAAGAACGUUAAUCCUAAUUGGUCUGUCAACAUAAAAUCUGUGUCAUCUCGAUCCCUCACAUCUUUGACAUCUGCAAGAAGUGAACUGAAGGAGAGCAAAGACUUCAUUAAACCCAAGCUGGUAACCGUUAUACGGAGUGGAGUGAAGCCACGGAAAGCUGUGAGGAUUUUGCUGAAUAAAAAGACUGCUCAUUCCUUUGACCAGGUGUUGACUGAUAUAACAGAAGCUAUUAAGUUAGAUUCUGGAGUUGUCAAGAGAAUUUGCACACUGGAUGGAAAACAGGUUACCUGUUUGCAAGACUUUUUUGGUGAUGAUGAUGUUUUCAUUGCCUGUGGACCUGAGAAAUACCGUUAUGCUCAAGAUGAUUUUGUACUAGAUCACAGUGAAUGUCGUGUUAUGAAAUCCUCUUAUUCCCGUUCAUGCGGGAUAUCAAGGUAUUCUGGAUCUAAAAGCCCUGGAUCUAAAAGCCCUGGACCUUCACGUCGAAGUAAAUCACCAGCUUCAGUAAAGAGGGGUGGCUAUUACUCCAGUGCUUACUCUUCAGCAAAAUCCCCAGUAAACGGAGCUCCAAGUAGCCAGCUUUCAACUCCCAAAUCAACAAAAUCUUCUAGUUCCUCACCAACAAGCCCAGGCAGCUUUCGGGGACUCAAGAUUCCACCACAUUGUGGGUCAACUUGCAAUGUGAAUGGUGUGCCUGAACUAUCUCCUUGCCUGAGUCCUGAAAGUUUGAAUGGAAACAAAUGCUCAGGGGCAUCAACUAUUCUUGAGAAAUACAAAGUGGGAAAGGUGAUUGGAGAUGGCAAUUUUGCUGUGGUAAAGGAGUGCAUAGAACGGUCUACUGGGAAGGAGUAUGCACUGAAGAUUAUAGACAAAGGAAAAUGUUGUGGAAAGGAACACUUGAUUGAAAAUGAAGUCUCCAUACUGCGCCAAGUGAAACAUCCCAAUAUUAUCAUGCUAAUAGAGGAGAUGGAUACUGCAACCGAGCUCUACCUGGUGAUGGAGUUGGUCAAGGGAGGAGACCUUUUUGAUGCUAUCACGUCUUCAACAAAAUACACAGAGCGUGAUGGAAGUGCAAUGGUCUACAAUCUAGCCAGUGCACUGAAAUAUCUCCAUGGUCUCAGUAUCGUUCACAGAGAUAUCAAGCCAGAAAAUCUAUUGGUUUGUGAGUAUCCAGAUGGGACAAAAUCACUGAAACUAGGAGACUUUGGACUAGCCACUGUGGUUGAAGGACCCCUCUAUACAGUCUGUGGCACGCCAACAUACGUAGCUCCUGAAAUCAUUGCAGAGACAGGAUAUGGCUUAAAGGUCGACAUUUGGGCUGCAGGUGUCAUCACAUUCAUACUGUUAUGUGGGUUUCCACCAUUUCGUAGUGAGAACAAUGUGCAAGAAGAUCUCUUUGAUCAGAUCUUGGUUGGAAAGCUAGAAUUUCCCUCUCCAUACUGGGAUAAUAUCACUGACUCUGCUAAGGAGUUAAUUAGUCUGAUGCUACAAGUAAAUGUGGAAGCGCGAUAUACAGCCGCUCAGAUUCUAAACCACCCCUGGGUGUCAGAUGAUGCCUCCCAGGAAAAUAAUAUGCAAGCUGAAGUAACAGGUAAAUUAAAGCAGCACUUUAACAACACACUACCAAAACAGAAUAACCCAACCGCAGGGGUUUCUGUCAUCAUGAACACAGCUCUAGAUAAAGAAAGACAAAUUUUCUGCAACAAGCGCUGUCAGGACCCUGGCCAAGCUGCUGUGGAUCAAACCACUAUGAUAAAUGCUGCGGCUCGUGAUCUUCCUGUGGUCGGGCUCAAAACUUUAUUUCCUGCUGCUUCUGAGCCACUCCAACUCUCUACGCACUCGGUCUCAUCAUGUCAUGAUGAUACUGCAGGAUUUUGAGACAAAUUCUACUGAAGUCCAUUGCUAGGUCAGGAAUUUAUCCACUACUAUUCACAUGCCCUCACUACUGUAGUUUGUUCACAUCUGUCUGAAAGAGAGGUAGGUAGUAUGUACGUUAGCUUUUAGUACUUUGACCAUUAUAUUUGGACUUUCUUUUUUUUUCAAAAAAAUAAUAAUAGUGUUAAAUAUAAUUUCGAACAUUUUGGGAUGUGAAUGAAUUGAUCUACUCUCAUGGUAAUCACAUGUUGAUAUACAAACUUCUACAUAGGAAGAACCACUAAAAGGCCUUGCCCACCAAACUCUGGUCUUCAUUAAAAAUAAAAAAUGCCAGGGGUCAACAAUUGAGAAGCUGUAAUUUGUUUGUGUGACCUUACAAAGUUCAGUUCCAGAGUUAUUCUGGAAAGGCAAGACUGGUCCUAGUGGACAAUCUGUACAAUAUUGAAAGACAACCUGAGUGAAUGUGUGCAGGGUGAGGGGACUUGUUUUCAAAAUAUUGAAACUAAAGUUUAGAAAACAUGAACUUAAACUGUGUGGCAUUGAAUACAAAAGUAACGCAAUCACGGGGCAAAUCAUUUUUCUCCCAUAUUUUUUUGGUAUGAAGACUGCAGCCAACAAAGCAUUUUUAAGCCGUUGUUGUUGGUUCUGCACCAAUUCCCUCCUGGCAUAGAACGCUGCUGCAUGUCGCAUAACCUAAAUGGAGCCAUAUAUUCAAAGCAAGCCAACUAAAACAAUGAUCUACUUGGCCAACAACACAGAAUACUUUGGCCAUUUUGUUUUUUUCAUUAGCCCACUCUGUAUAACUUCAGGAAAACCGGGACUAUUGGGGAGCAGUUAUGCUAAAUGUGCAGUCAAGGUAGAUGGAUCUUUUAUCUUAAUGAUCUUUUAUCUUAAUGCUUGUUUCAAUAUUGUAUGUACUCUUGCUUACUUCCCUUUUGCUCCUUUUUAACAAUUCUGAAUCAUUUUCUAUUAGCCUUUACCUUAGAACUGUAAGAUCUGCAAUAAACAUUCUUGAAAAGAA